AGGGAGGGAGCGGGGCCGCGCGCAGGUACGGACACGGGGGGGAGAGGGGCCCUGAGGGGAGAGCGGGGAACGGCUGGGAGAACUGCGGGAGAAUCGGAGCUGGGAAACCGGGAGCGCUGGACUCUCCCUGUCUCCAGGAGGAGCUGAAGGCCGGAGGUGCCCACCAUGGAUUUCCAGCACCGCCCUGGAGGUAAAACGGGCAGCGGGGGCGUGGCCUCGGCCUCCGAGAGCAACCGGGACCGGCGGGAGCGGCUGCGGCAGCUGGCCCUGGAAACCAUCGACAUCAACAAGGACCCCUAUUUUAUGAAAAAUCAUCUUGGCUCCUACGAGUGCAAGCUUUGCCUGACGCUCCACAACAAUGAGGGGAGUUACUUGGCACAUACCCAGGGGAAGAAGCACCAGACCAAUUUGGCCCGACGAGCUGCCAAGGAAGCCAAGGAAGCUCCUGCCCAGCCUGCCCCAGAGAAGGUCAAAGUGGAAGUGAAGAAAUUUGUGAAAAUUGGGCGCCCAGGCUACAAAGUGACCAAACAGAGAGACCCAGAAACAGGCCAGCAGAGCCUUCUCUUCCAGAUCGAUUACCCUGAGAUAGCUGAGAGCAUCAUGCCCCGACACCGCUUCAUGUCGGCCUACGAGCAGCGCAUCGAGCCCCCGGACCGGCGCUGGCAGUACCUGCUGAUGGCAGCAGAGCCCUACGAGACCAUCGCCUUCAAGGUGCCAAGCAGAGAAAUUGAUAAAGCAGAGGGAAAGUUUUGGACUCACUGGAACAGAGAAACCAAACAGUUCUUCCUUCAGUUCCACUUCAAGAUGGAGAAGCCCCCGGCCCCCCCGAACCUCCCCCCGGGGCCCCCGACCGUCAAGCGGCCGCCGCCCCCUCCCCUGAUGAACGGGCUGCCCCCACGGCCCCCCCUGCCCGACUCCCUGCCGCCCCCUCCCCCGGGGGGCAUGGCCCUGCCCCCCAUGCCCCCCUCGGGGCCGGUGCCCCCCCCGCCCGUGCCCCCCCAGCUGCCCCCAGCGCCCGGCGUGCCCCCCCCUGCCCCGCUGCCCCCCAUGAUGCGGCCGCCGCUCCCCACCGAGGGGCCGGGCACCAUCCCCCCUCCCCCUCCCUCCAACUGAAGCCCCUCCUGGGCUCCAUCCCGUGGGAUUUGUGUCUUUUUAACUGCAGCUCACCCCCGAUUCGGGGAACAGUUCCUUUUUGUACGUCCGGAAACCUGGCUGGAUUCUGUAGGUUCAUUAAAAGGGUUUUGAUUCUCCUUUC
Molecule: messenger RNA, 1255 nt
Organism: Hirundo rustica (Barn swallow)
Lineage: Eukaryota; Metazoa; Chordata; Aves; Passeriformes; Hirundinidae
Gene: SF3A2
Product: splicing factor 3a subunit 2
Biological process (GO): spliceosomal complex assembly
Cellular component (GO): U2-type prespliceosome; catalytic step 2 spliceosome; U2 snRNP
Molecular function (GO): nucleic acid binding; zinc ion binding
Source: RefSeq, a predicted model, not a curated record